UUUACUUUUAUUCAAUUCAGUUCUACGUUUGACACCAGUGCAAUAAUAUCGUGAUGUCUUUAUCGUUACCUUUAUUGGCAUAUAUUAAUCCAAUUGAAAUUUUUACUUGUCUGCAAAGAACAAACUUUUACAGUCGUCAUCGCAUAAAACCGUCAUGAUGUUGUAUUUCGUAAUAUUUAGUGCCAUUUGUGGUUGGUCAGUACAAGCCAUACCUUGCAACGUCAUUACACUGCAACAUGGGAAAGAAGUUACUUGUCUUGCACCUAUAGAAGAAACCAUUGACGUUCGACCACCAAUAGAAUUGUCAGAAGAGAUGGAAAAUGGAAUAUUUGAGAAAAAAUGGGAAAAUGGCGAUUGGAUACUACAAAAUGGAAAUUCCAUGAAUUACGCCGCAAUUGCCGAUAAGCGCUGGGAAGAUUUUCCGACUGUUCGCACACAAAGAUUGACGUGUGAUGCAACUAAAGCUGCGGAAUCUUUUUCCGUUUACGAACCCAAACAAAUAAGCAUGUUUAUUAUAAGCAACGGAGAAAGUAAACGUCUUAUUAAUGACAGAGAACCAAAAAGUACUACUUCGUGGAUUCACUACACAGUACUACGAGUACUACAAAACAACAUUGUUUUUGUUUUUGAAAACAAUCAUCUGAUUCAGGAAUUGAACAUGGACGAUCUGAAUCCAACUGUAGUUGUGGUUGUCACAAAUGAAACCACUUACUGGAAAAAGCACAACUACUCACCGAUGACUUCUGAGCGCGUUAGCGAAGCACCAAGUACCAUAAUCAUUCCACCAGUCAACAAAUCAGGUUUGUUUCUGUAUACAUCACUUUGUACAAACUGUUCACUAGAACUGGAGAUAAAUAUCAAUAAUGAAACAAGACAGAUUAUUAUUAAUGCGACUGAAAAUGAGCAAUCUAUGCUGAAACCUUGGCAGCAAAUUAAAAUUGAUAUAGACCUAACAAACGGUGCUAGCCUAACUUUUUUGAGAAAAUUGACCACUGAAAAUGAAAGUCUCGGAUUUUGGGGACUUGAUAUAAAAUUGUAUCCUGAUAUUCGAAGUGGGUUCGGGACGUACACAUACAAGUCAGCGUCAAACUCUUCAGAGGUGGUAAAUCACACCUGCUAUGGUUUGAAUAUGGCCAAAGAUGAGGUAAAUAAUAAUGAAAAGAGUGAAAAACUUGAGAAAAAUUGUGACAUGAGCUGUGAGGAGAUCGUGGGUGCAGACUCCAAGUUUUGUGAAAAUUACAGAUUUUGUGUAAAUACUGCACGCAGCUGCGCUUGGGGUUUUGAAGGAAUGGAAUAUCAAAAUAAAACUCGCAUCGUCAGGGCUAUAAUAGCAAUAGCAACAGUAUUUGCUGUUAUUUUUGUAGUAGGCUUUAUGGUAUUCUUUUAUAUAUGGAAAAAGAGACGCAGAAAUCGAUGUGGUGUUGACAACGACGAAGAACGAGGACCAGAUCUUAAUACAAGAGUACCUCUUUUUGAAAAUUAAACCUCCAUUAUCUUUAUCUUCGCCGUAUCUACAUGUAUAUAUAAAAGUAUUUUAGUUAAAAAAUGUAAUGUACACUAAGUAUACUAAUAAAAAUAUGUUUAUUAAAAAUUAAUAAA
Zophobas morio is the source of this 1599-nucleotide messenger RNA. RefSeq lists its product as uncharacterized. NCBI's taxonomy places the organism in Eukaryota, Metazoa, Arthropoda, Insecta, Coleoptera, Tenebrionidae. The record is from RefSeq and is a predicted model, not a curated record. The coding region runs from base 155 to 1483 and encodes 442 amino acids. The transcript is spliced from 5 exons.